GUAACUUCGACGUGUCACAUCAACUUUCACUUGCGUAUAUUCCACUCUUAAUUUUUUUUCUUUAUCGCGGUCAUGAAACUCAAGGAAAUACAUAGAACGUCAACGUUCGCAUGGUCGCCUGACGCGUCUCUUCCCUUGCUGGCCACCGGGACAGUUGCUGGUGCUCUCGACGAAUCAUUCAGCAAUGAAAGCCAGCUCGAAAUCUGGGCCCCAGACUUCCUCGACAAACACGAAUUUGAUUUAGGCGGUGAAGGACAGAAUGGGCCAAAAGGUUUUGUUAAGGAUACUGCAAGAUUUAAUCGUAUAACCUGGGGUUUCGUCGACUCAACUCGACCACGAGGAGUAAUUGCUGCUGGCAUGGAGAAUGGAGAGUUGGCACUGUGGGAUCCUUCUAAGAUUCUUGCUGGUGCAAGCUCUUCUGAAUCUCUUAUCCUCCGCAACAAUCAUCAUACUGGGCCCGUGCGAGCGCUCGACUUCAACCCGAUCCAAACAAGUCUUUUAUCUUCUGGUGGUAUUGGUGGAGAAGUGUACAUAUGGGAUUUGAAAGAUCCUAGUAAGCCAUACACCCCCACCCCUGGUAGUCGAAGCACCAAGUUGGAUGAAAUUACUUCGGUCGCUUGGAAUCAGCAGGUUCAAUAUGUCCUCGCUGGCGCCAGCAGCACUGGAUACACGGUCGUAUGGGAUUUGAGAGGUAAACGUGAGGUGGUCGCGUUGGCAUACGGAGGUGGGGCUGGUACUCUCGCAGGCCAAAGCAAUCAUGGUAACGGCCUUGCUGUGGGUGGUAGGAGAGGCAUGAGUGCAAUUGCCUGGCAUCCAGACAACGCAACAAGGCUGGUAACUGCCUCAGAGGAUGAUUCCUCACCAAUCAUCAUGGUAUGGGAUUUGCGGAAUGCUCGGGCACCGGAAAAGAUCCUGACUGGCCAUGAAAAAGGCGUUCUCUCUCUCUCCUGGUGUAAACAAGAUGCCGACUUAUUGCUAUCUUGCGGUAAGGACAAUCGCGCUCUGUGCUGGAAUCCGCAGACAUCGGAAAUCAUUGGCGAGCUUCCCUCUGCGGACAACUGGGCAUUCCAAGUUGAAUGGUGCCCUCGCAAUCCGGACCUCCUUGCAAGUGCAUUCUUCGACGGCACUGUGGGCAUACACUCUAUUCAGUCUACCAAUGAAUCUGCCGUCCCUCAGCCUGCCACUGUAUCUUCAACAGAUGGUUCCGACGUGUUCGACGUCCCUGGAUUCACUCGUUCUUCUCAAGGCGGAACGCUUUCGCUCAAGCAACCCCCUAAAUGGCUGCGCAGACCAAUCACUUCUUCCUUUGGAUUUGGUGGUAAGUUGGUCAGUGUUUCGAAUUUGCCAUCUGCGCAGGGGAAGAAUCAGUCCAGCGUUAUCCAUCUUCGUAAUGUCGUCACCGAAGAAGAGAUAGUGGAACGGGCCAAAGCUUUGCAGAGUGCCAUCGCUGAUGAAUCGGUCAAGGCAUUUGCUGAAGGAAAGGCAAGCCAAAACGAGGAGGUUUGGAAAGCUUUGCUAAGCAUGUAUCAAGCGGAGUCCCGAGACGAACUAGUUACUUUGCUCGGAUUUUCCAAAUCUGAAAUCGCCGCGAGGAUUGGAGAAGCUGUCGAGAAAUUGAAGGCAGGCGUAGAAGUGAAGCAGGAAGAUGAAAAUGUCGUGGGCAUGAAACCUCCCGUUGUCUCCUUUGCUGAACCCGAACGAGAACCCACUCCCGUUGGUAGUCCCGAUGUCGAUGAGCCAGACAGUGCAGAUUUUGAGAAGACACCUUCCGAAGUCAGUGCUAGUGCUGCAUCCGAUGCCACCCGUCAGGCAGAGACAGAAUCUACCACCACUGCUCCUUCACUUUUCGGAGACGAUAACGGGAUUGCUGAUGAUGGUGAUUUCUUCAGCAACAUCGGUGUUGGAGGAAACGGGUUUACCAGGCAGGUACUUGUGCCACACACCAAUUACGGCGUCGAUUCGUCUGUCGCUGCUACCAUCGGAUCGAGACCCUCGUCCAUCGCUUCGGAAGUGACGAAAAGCAAUACCUUCAAAAUCUAUCCAGCCGACGAAUCCGAGACUGAGACACUUGUCACUAAAGCACUGGUUCUUGGGGAUUUCACUUCGGCUGUCGAACUAUGCCUCUCGACCAACAGAUUCGCCGAUGCACUUCUUCUCGCUGUCCGUGGUGGCCCAGAGCUUCUACAAAAAACUCAGAAAAUUUAUUUCGAACGCCAAACAACCGUGGCGCCCUAUCUUCGUCUUUUCCAGUCCAUUGUGGCUAACGACCUUAGUGAUAUCGUACAGAAUGCGGAUCUUCAGGAGUGGCAGGAAAUUUUCGUCGUUUUGUGUACCUUUGCCAGUAAAGAGGAAUUCCCAGGUCUAGCUGAACAACUUGGUCGUCGAUUGGAGUUCCAGUACACUAUAUCGAAAUCUUCGAACAAUCCCGAAGUUUCUCACAAGGCGGUCGAGUAUAGAAAAUACGCCACUCUCACAUACCUUGCUGCUGCACGACUCGAGCGCCUAGUCAACAUCUGGUCGGAAGAGUUGUCAGAAGAAGAAGCUUCUCUUGCUUUGGAUGAGAGCUUACCUGGCGGAUCACAAUAUACUGCUCAUGCUCAUGCAUUGCAGACGUUCAUCGAAAAAGUCACUGUCUUCCGUUCUGCUACGAAAUAUACAGAUGCAGACCUCGCUUCAGCUACCGCGUCUACCGCUGUCGAAGUUGAUGUCGAGACGUACAAGCUAUCUGUGCUCUAUGAUCGCUACUUUGAGUAUGCUGAUCUGCUUGCUUCCCAGGGACUUUUGAAGGAAGCUGCUUCAAUCUUGAGGUUGACUCCCGCAGAUUACAAAGGAUCCGGAAGCGCAGACUUGUCUGAGGAGAGAAAACGUCUCCUUGUUGCUACGAGUAUCGUUGCACCUGUCGCUAGCACAAGCACCGCGACUGCGUCAAGUUCUCGUGCGCCUUAUGGAGGUUAUGCCCAACCCACUGCCCCUACUCAUAAUAGAGUUCCCCCAGGUCCUGCACCUGCACCUUCCGGCCCUUACGGUGGUGGUUAUCAGCCAGCUUCGAACUAUCAGACGGCCCCUCAGUCAACUUACACUCAGAACGGUCCUUCAGCCAGUCAAGGACCCUAUGGUGCUCCUCAAGCUGUUAACUCAUUCACGCCGGCAGCAAACGCUUACGCUCCCGCUGUCAACACAUUUGUCCCACCUGCGCCCUCUUAUAAUCCUUACGGACAAAAUGCCAAUACCGGACAGCAAAUGCCUACCAAUCAAGCUCCUCCUUUGGCGCCGCCGUCUCGUGGUCCUGCUACGCUCCCCCCUCCCCCGAAGAGAGAUAGCAAUUCUGGAUGGAACGACGCACCAAUUGUAAAUCCCGCUCGGACUUCCAGUGCCAUGGCUAACAAACCAGCUGCAAUCAUGUCCCCGUUCCCAAACUCUACUCCAACGCCUUUAUCACCCCCCAUUAGUGGCUCGUACAUGCAGCAGGCGCAACCGCUUGCAGGUUUACCUCCACCUCCUCGUCCUGGAAGUGUGACGGGUCGUGUCCCUCCUCAAGGACUUCCCGGGCGCGCAGGACCCCCUGGACCAGGAAUGUAUCCUCCUCCAGCAGGAACUGGUGUCCGACCAGCAUCCGUAGCAGGUGGAGGUCCGGGUGGGAUGGGGAUGCCCCCUCCUUCUCGUAUGAUGUCUCCCCCUCAGGUACAUCCUCCUCCUACUUCACAUCACGGGCCUCCUCCCUCCCGCAGCUCAAUGUCAGGACAAACUCCCCCUCCUGGUCCCAAUCAAUUUGCACGUCAUCCCCCACCACAAGCAGGUCAUUCUCGUCUCCCACCCAGUGGACCAUACGCCCAAGCAACUCCUCCGCCCACGCAGUCCCUCCAGCAACCACCUCCAGGUCCAUAUGGCCCUCCUCCUGGGCAAGUUCCUCAAGGACCACAAGCUAGUGGUGGAAUGUAUGCACCACCUCCGGGUGUUCGAACCGGGCCAGUUCAGCCUCCACCUCCUGGUGCUGCCCCUGGUGCUGGUGGCCCACCUCCGCCACCCCCGGGUGCAGGUCCAGUAGGUGUGGCGCCGCCUCGUGCGGCACCUCAAAAAGCAGGACCUCCUCCGCCUAAAUAUCCACCUGGAGACCGCAGUCAUAUUCCAGAACAUGCAAGGCCGGCUUUCGAAGUGAUAUCGAAAGAGUUGGAAAGAUUGAAGGGGAGUGUCCCUCUUACCCAAAAGCGUCAAGUAGACGAUCUGGAGCGCAGAAUCAACCCGCUAUUCGAUGCGUUGAAUUGUGAAACACUGUCGAAACCAGUUGUAGAACAGUUGCUUGUUCUAACUGGAGCUAUGAACGCACGGGAUCGUCCAGCCGCGCUCGCCAUCCAUGUUGACUUACUUACACGCGGGUCGCAGACAGACGAUAUUGGAUUGUGGAUGUCGGGUGUGAAACAAUUGAUCAUGCGAUUAUAGAUAGUGAAAAGUCGAUGGACUUACACGAAUGUUUGCUGUCAAACUGGAGCAAUAAAUAACUUAUCGAGGAUAUUAGUGAGCGGCUAUGUACGGCGCUUCUCUGAAGAUCGGUGUCUCCGGAUAUGUACGUAGCCCAAGUCAUCUGCUGAAUGUUCUGUUUGGCGUACGAAGGCAAUUGGCCAGAAUCACGAGAUUUCCCUUGCGUUCAUCUCCCUUCGGUUCUCAUCGAUCAUCCUUCAAUGUACACGACGCGUUCGGUUUUUACACCGAAAGUGGUCCCAUCACGGAAGCCGCCAGUUCCACCCGUUCACUAUGUAAGUGAACGUGCAGUGCAGUAAAUGUGCAGAUAGUAGCUAACACUAGUGAGCUGAUAUAAGGCCAUAAUUAUGACGGCAGAUUUCAAGGAAAAUUCCGGAGUUUCAAUUGAUGAGCUGUCAAGCAUCCGACGUCGAACCUCAAGCAACUU
This is a messenger RNA of Lentinula edodes (shiitake mushroom), 4903 nucleotides long. RefSeq lists its product as uncharacterized. Gene Ontology annotation, molecular function: protein binding; structural molecule activity. The record is from RefSeq and is a predicted model, not a curated record. The coding region runs from base 73 to 4437 and encodes 1454 amino acids. The transcript has 10 exons. NCBI's taxonomy places the organism in Eukaryota, Fungi, Basidiomycota, Agaricomycetes, Agaricales, Omphalotaceae. Gene Ontology annotation, biological process: endoplasmic reticulum to Golgi vesicle-mediated transport; endoplasmic reticulum organization; intracellular protein transport. Gene Ontology annotation, cellular component: COPII vesicle coat; endoplasmic reticulum exit site.